Messenger RNA from Mugil cephalus (flathead mullet), 5655 nucleotides. It is a transcript of the gene ppm1ba, whose product is annotated as protein phosphatase, Mg2+/Mn2+ dependent, 1Ba. Gene Ontology annotation, cellular component: nucleus; cytosol. The coding region runs from base 384 to 1580 and encodes 398 amino acids. The record is from RefSeq and is a predicted model, not a curated record. Gene Ontology annotation, molecular function: manganese ion binding; magnesium ion binding; protein serine/threonine phosphatase activity. Gene Ontology annotation, biological process: protein dephosphorylation; positive regulation of canonical NF-kappaB signal transduction; negative regulation of canonical NF-kappaB signal transduction. The transcript is spliced from 7 exons. Lineage: Eukaryota; Metazoa; Chordata; Actinopteri; Mugiliformes; Mugilidae.
UUUAGCUUUAGCCGAAAUUAGCUAGGUGGCCAGAUCAUACAUAUACUUCUCCGAGUCGAGUGUUUUUCUUUUUUUUUUUCAACCGACAGCCCAAGUAAGAGUUUUUUAUUUGGUGCUGCGCGGGAUUUCGGUGCCAAACAUGUAUUUGAAAGCCUCAUUCCGAUGCAGAGACAUGCUGAAAGGAGAAGUGGCCGUGUGAAAUGCUUCAUCAAAGCUAGCUGACGAGCUGGGGCCGAGAAGCGACGGUGGCUAGCGUUACCGAGGGCUAAGCCCAUCACAAGGUGCGCGGUACGUUGACAUACCUGCCGCGAGCAUAGCACCAAGGAUUGAUUGAGAUAGUUCCCUACGUACGAGGAAGCAGUGGGUCUCUCUAGGGCAGAGCCAUGGGUGCGUUCCUGGACAAACCCAAAACGGAGAAGCACAACUCGCACGGAGAAGGCAACGGCCUGCGCUACGGGCUGAGCUCCAUGCAGGGCUGGCGGGUGGAGAUGGAGGAUGCUCACACAGCCGUGUUGGGGCUCCCUGCUCCUGGUAUGAAUGACUGGUCCUUUUUCGCCGUGUACGACGGCCACGCCGGCUCUAGGGUUGCCAACUACUGCUCUAAGCAUCUUCUGGAACACAUAAUCACUGCUAGCAUGGGGGCCGGAGUUCCGCAAGGCUCCCUCUCUGGAUCAGACGGCUCCACCAGCGAUCCUCCAGCACCGAUUCCUCCUUCGGUGGAGGCGGUGAAAACCGGGAUCCGGACAGGCUUCCUGAGGAUCGACGAGCACAUGCGCAGCUUCUCCGACCUGCGGAACGGAAUGGACCGUAGCGGCUCCACGGCCGUGGGAAUCCUUCUGUCGCCCGAUCAUUUCUUCUUUAUCAACUGCGGGGACUCCCGGGCCGUCCUGUACCGCAAUUCGCAGGUGUGCUUCUCCACGCUCGACCACAAGCCCUGCAACCCACGCGAGCGGGAGCGCAUCCAGAACGCCGGCGGCUCUGUGAUGAUUCAGAGGGUUAACGGCUCGCUGGCUGUGUCCAGGGCCUUGGGGGACUACGAUUACAAAUGCGUGGACGGCAAGGGCCCCACGGAGCAGCUGGUCAGCCCCGAACCGGAGGUGGGCGUGAUGGUUCGGGCGCCGGAACAAGACCAGUUCGUGAUCCUGGCGUGCGACGGCAUCUGGGAUGUCAUGUCCAACGAGGAGUUGUGCGAGUUCGUGAAGUCCAGGCUGGAGGUGUGCGACGACCUGGAGAGAGUCUGCAAUGAAGUGGUGGACACCUGCCUGCACAAGGGGAGUCGGGAUAACAUGAGCGUUGUGUUGGUGUGUUUGCCCAACGCUCCCAAAGUGUCAGAGGAAGCUGUGAGGAAAGAAGCUGAGUUCAACAAAUACCUGGAGACCCGAGUGGAAGAGAUGCUGUCUCGGCCAGGGGAGGAGGGGUUUCCUGACCUGGUAACGGUGAUGAGGAAUCUGUCCACUGACAACGGCAUGCCCGCUUUGCCACCAGGGGGUGGUCUUGCCAGCAAACGCAGUGUUAUCGAAGCAGUAUACAACCGUCUGAACCCCUACAGGGAGGAAGAUGGACCCUCCUGUUUCAUUUGAGCGGAGCGGAGUUGGAGUACCACUGGUAGCUGUCCAGCACAACUGCCUGAUCCCAAAAUGAAAACAGGACCACUAUUCCACACGAGAUCACAUUCAUACUCACCUCUUAAUUUCCUCUGGGAUUUUUUUUUUUCUCCUCCCGACACUGAGAUUUAUUCAGAGCAGAAAACCGUGUUUUGUUUUUUUUUUUUUGUUUUUUUUUUGUUUGUUUUUUUGAAAUAAAAUCACACCCAAUGUGGAGGAUUGCACAAAAAAAAAAAGAUUUUGUUGGUUCUUUUAAUGGAACAAAAAUGGGGAAAAGAACCGAAUUCAUGUUCUGAACACAGGACUCCAUACACAGUAUAAAGACCAGAGGACAGGCAAGCAAGCACAGUUUAACGCACCCCUUUGUUUUCUUUCUUUCUAUCUUUCCUUCUUUCUUUGUGGUGGUUGUUUUUUUUUUUGUCAAGUGUUGACGGAGACACAGGAGCAGCCCUGCUCUGGAUGAUUUGGGGCUCCAUGGUGCCUUGCUCGGACAUGAGAGAGAAGGGAGAACCUCACAACUCGUCAGUCAGCCAGCCAGCCAGUCGUCACCAAAAAAAACAGCCACUCGCAGAUGUUUGUAAGACACUGAAAAGACUAAAGUGGUUUGUGGCAUUAUUUGUUUUGUGAAAUUUCCUUGCAAUCUAACUGGGAGCUAAUCGACCACACAAGCCUGCGACUCCCGCGCACUUUAAGCUACGCUGUCCACUUCAGGUUGUCUCCGGUACUCAAAACAGGGCCCUACACUUCACUUAGCUGCGCGCCCGGCCCUCUCUAGAGAAACUCCUGGAUUUAAAACACAUCACCCAAGACCUCUGGGUUAAAGCCUCAAAUUCAGGGCCUUGGACGCCGAUCACCUGAGGCUCUGCACCUGAAAAACAAAAGAACACAUGAGUCACGUCUGGCUGCAAAUUGCGAUCCGACUCCUCCGUCUGAAAUCCAACGAAAACUGUGCUGGUGCGCCUGGCUGCUGAUAGAUUAAGCUCUUGCACGCUCACUUUCUCCUCUCAUUAUCACACAGCUGAUUUGCCACUCGUCCCUUCUCGUCCCUCUUCGCUUCCUCUGUCCUUCCACAUGGACUGAAGAGACUCCUCUUCGUCGGCGGACAUUGCCAGAAUCAUAAGCUUUCUAGCCUGCUGUUGUUUGAAACAUAGAAAGAUAGAAAUUAUAUAUUAAAUUCUUAUAUAUAAAAAUAUAUAUAUAUACAUAUAUAUACAUAGAUAUAUAUUUUGAUUUGUUUGUUUCAUCUAAAUUCCCAGCCAUGGUAUUCAUUGUGGCCUAAUGCUGCGUGUGGUGCGUUCGUGUGCGUACAUUUAAGUGUGUGCGAGUGCACGCAGCGCUCCCACACAGCAGCGUUCCAAAGACAGGGUUCGGGGUAAAGGAAUUCCACCCUCACCUUCUUCUUCCCCCUCUGCACAUGCACACACACAAUCCCGCUCAUGCUACAACUUGCCUUUUCUAUCUCUUUAAAUAUCCUGUGUUUAAAAAAAAAAAAGAAGAAAAAAAAAGUAUGCCUUUGUUUUGAUUGAAAAGAAAAAUCAGUCAUUUUAUUUUUUAAAUCUUUUUUUUUUUAUGUUUGGUAUAUAUGUUUUUUUUUUCUGAUCGUUGUGGUCCUGUUACAUAUUGGAUAAGAAGAAAUACAACAAUGGGGGAGCAUGAAACAUACCUUGUACAGCAUAUUUGGGAGAGAGACGUAGGUUUCACUGUAUGAAGUAAAGGAAGGACACUGCGGACGGAGGAGGAUAAGCAGAGUGUUCACACUGUCGCCUUCGCAACGUUUGCGUAAAAAAGGUGGAAGACAGUUACUGAGGAAUCCCUGCUUUGACUCUUUUUUUUUUUUUCAUUUCCGUCAACUCGAGCACUAAAAAUACGAUUGAAACAAAUCUUUGUCAGGUAAAAAAAAACAAAACAAACUCUUUUCAGUUGUCUUCGAAAGACAUAAAGUAGAUACACAUACCCUGUGUGUAUUCCUUUCUUUAGAUGGAUUUAAAAUACACUAUAAAACUAACAUACACUCCCCCCCCCCAAUCAUUCACUGACAAAUUGUGCUUUCUGAAGUGGCAGUAUUGGGAGAGACAGAGAGAGAAUAGGCCUCACAAGAGUUUGCUGGCUGGUUAACGUUCUUGUGGUACACGUGCUCUUGGUGCCAUAUGACAAAUAGGUACUUGAAUGUGUAGUUCUUUUGCAGUUGUUUUAAUGCAUUGAUCAUUUUUUUUCUUUGUUUGUGUUGGAGGGGCGUGGGAGGGCCGGGGUUUAUAGCGGUGCAUGUUUUGUGACAGGGCGAGGAGUGUUCUGCGGGUGAGAUGCACUGGGUGGGUGGGUGGGGAUAACGUGGGCGCGUUCAGUGUGGUGGAAAACGAUGUUAAAGAGAGCAAAGGAAAAGUGGUGAUGGAGAACAGUCGUCCUUUAAUUAACAUUAACUGCCAUCUGUAAGACUUUUAAAUUCCCAAACUGCAUGCGUUUGACAGAUUUCAUAUCAUUCCCGAAUCAUUCCCGCUACAGACUCCAAGUAUAUAUGUCCUGACUUUUUAACAUGUACAGGGUUUUACCACACUGAACAGUCGUCGGCUUAGGUUUAUGUUUAAGCUAUAUCAGACACUGGGCUAGGAGAGGAAAUAACGGAGGGAAGGAGGGAGAAACAUUUAUUUUUCUGAAUGUAAUUCUUCAUUACUCACACUGAUUCCACUGCAUGGACUGAAUACAACCAACACUGCAGCGGCACAUCCUCUCCUCAUCUGUCAUGUGAUGACAAGACGAGCUCUCUCUGCUUCCUUUGUUUCUAGAAAAGGAAAAAAAAAAAAGUAUAUACUUGAUCAUUACUCUGAUUGUGGAAUAUAGUAUGAGGACUCACAUGGGACGACUCCACCUCGCGCAGAGGAGACUGGAGGUUUGGUGAUGCCUGUUUAAUUUGAUUUGUUUGCUUUGAUAUGCAGAUUACUGUUAAGUAAAGACAAUUUUAUAAAGCAUAUUGCCUCCUGUACCUGUCAGUUUUUCUGGGAAGGAUGGGUCAGUGUUUGGAAACGGCAGACAUUACAUUCCUCGUGUGCUUUUUAGGAUGGAAAUGAACCUAGUACUCUUUGCCACCUCCUCGUGGUGUCUCUGUGGUUGUCUUGGUAUCAGUUGGUGGGAUAUAUAAGGCAGAAAGUGCACAUGUGGUUCUCAAAGUUGAUGCUUGAGGUAGGAAAGACUGACAAGUGAAGGAUUUGAGUGACUUCGACGAGGGCCAAAUGGGCCACAGCAUCUCCAAAACAGGAGCUGUUGUUGGGUGUUCCUGAUCUUCAGUGGUCAGUACCUAUCAGAAAUCCUCCAAAGAAGGAAAAGCAGCAACAAGGCGACAUGGUCAUGGGCAGUAAAGGCUCACUGAUGCACGUGGGGAGCAACAGGUGGCUACCGUUUCUCAGAUUGUUGAAAAAGUCAAUGUUGGUUCUGACAGAAGGGUGUCAGCACUGUUACAAACCUAAGCAUUGUUGCAUUUACAGCCUAUCAUGUAAAUGGCCUCUUUGAGACAGAUAAUGCACACUGCCACAAAGCCAAGAUGGUUCAGAAAUGGUUGAGGAACAUAUCGGUGAGUUCGAGGUGCUGACUUGGCCUCCGUUUUCCCUAAUUUCUAAUCUAAUCAAGCAUAUGUAGGAUUGGACAAACGAGUCUAAUCCAUGGAGGCCCCACCUCGCAGCUUGCUAGACUUUAAGGGUCGUCUACUAACGUCUUAGUUUGGACACCACAGCAGACCCUCGGAGGUCUGGAGGAGACCAUACCUCGAUAGGUCAGCGCUGUUUUGGCAGCGAAGGGGGAACCUAUAAAAUAUUAAGCAGGUGGUCAUAAUGUUAUGGCUGAUGUAUGUAUGAUGCCAAUUCCACGUUGUUUUUAUUUGUUCCAAGCUUAUUAAAAUGCUGUAUUUGAAAAUAGCAUGAGGUAGACUUUGAGCUACACAGGGAGUUUUAAUAAGAGUAUUCACCAUCCCUUCUUCUUGUCCUGAUUUCCCAGUGUUCUAUUGUGAUGUUUACAGACCAUACAGUGAACAUAAACGUCAAUAAAGGAUGGAUUUAAGUUUAAA